AUGAAUGUCCUGGGUCCAAGCACCGUGGCGAAGAUAGUGUCCGACCUCUCAGGUGAUGGUGAGCCCAUUUAUUUUUCUAUAGCCAGCGACGCUUCUAACAAGGGCAACAGAAAAAUGUUCCCGGUGUGUGUCAGGUACUUUUCCCCGUCGGAUGGAGUCAUUUCCAAGCUGUUGGAUUUUUACGAAGACAGCGACGAAACUGCAACAGGCAUACAUAAGGCUCUUCUCGCCUGUCUUGAUACGUAUGGGCUCGAUGUUAAAAACAUUACCGCAUAUGCCGCUGACAACGCAAACGUCAACUUCGGAAAACACCAUUCUGUUUACAAGUUGCUCAGCGGCGCAAACGACGGCAUUCUUAAAGCUAACUGCCCGGCCCAUGUUGCACACAACGCGUGUAAGUACGCAAGCGACAAGCUUACUGUGGAUAUCGAGAGCAUAGUGUUGAAAAUUUACAACCAUUUCUCCGUGUCAGCAUCUCGGCGAGAGGAACUGAGGUCCUUCUUCGACUUCGUUGACAUUGAGUGGAGAGAAAUACUGCGUCAUGUUUGCACUAGAUGGCUGUCUCUACAUCCAGCUGUGACACGUCUCCUGGAAACUUGGCCUGCGUUAACAUCGUACUUCAGGUCCUUAGGGGAACAGGGUCCGGUGGCGUUGAGGAAGAUUUUUGAAGACGAGGUAAAGACGGACACCACCGAGAUUUACUUGUGUUUUUUUCAUAAUGUCGGGGCCGUCUUUGACCAUCUUGUAAAGAAGCUUGAGGAAACCAACCUGUGCAUCACUGAUGUCUACGAGGAGCUGAGGAAGUUCAGACAAAAAAUGGUACAGAGGAAGGAAGACGGCUUCUUUGGCUUCCAGACAAAGCGACUGAUGGAGAAGGUACCAGGACAGAAGACCAAAAUCAAAGAUGACUUCUCAGCAUUCUAUGACUCCACUGUCCACUACAUCGACAAGUGGUUUGAUUUUUCAACUGAGAAUGUGAUGGUGCAACUGAGACCAAUAGGCCUGUAUGACGAACUCACUUUCAGAGAACUUCAGAAGAUGGUGCCGGCUCUGAAAUUGGAAGACAGCAUCAACAUGGAUGAUCUGUAUGAAGAGUUCUGCAUCAGCAAAGAAGAGAUAAACAAACAAUCAAAAGAUACAACAAAAUCCACUGGGGAGAAAUGGGUGGCAGUCUUUCAAAGUGUUGGGAAGGAAAAGAUGAAGAAUAUGUUCAAGAUUGUCUCCUUCAUCCUCAGUGUGCCAGGCUCUAAUGCCUUUGUGGAGAGAAUUUUUUCUCUAAUGAGUGGCAAAUGGUCCGAUGCCAGGAAUCGCUGUAGUACAGAACUGAUCAAGAAUGAACUGCUUGUCACGGUGAACUGUUCCUUGUCCUGCAAGGACUUCUACCAGGCAGUUCUGAAGGACAGGAAAAUGCUGGAGUCAGUCAGGAGCAGCAGGAAAUAUCCCUGGAAGAAAUAAGCCAUGAUGCAUAAAAGCUCGUCCAUGCCACUGUUCUGUUUGGCCUCUGAAGAAGGGCGAGAUGUUGGAAUCUGGAAAGAAUAAUUAACUGCAUAACAGCUCGUCCAUGCCACUGUUCUGUUUGGCCUCUGCAGGAUGAGAUGUUGGAAUUUAGAAUGCCAUUGAAGAAUUUACAGGAUGAGAGGAGCCCAUAUUGAAAAGAAGCAGCACCUCUACAUACCCUCUUAAGUUUUAG
Engraulis encrasicolus (European anchovy) is the source of this 1690-nucleotide messenger RNA. RefSeq lists its product as uncharacterized. NCBI's taxonomy places the organism in Eukaryota, Metazoa, Chordata, Actinopteri, Clupeiformes, Engraulidae. The transcript is spliced from 4 exons. The record is from RefSeq and is a predicted model, not a curated record. The coding region runs from base 1 to 1455 and encodes 484 amino acids.